Penicillium griseofulvum is the source of this 1050-nucleotide messenger RNA. RefSeq lists its product as uncharacterized. The transcript is spliced from 3 exons. Bases 1 to 1050 code for a protein of 349 amino acids. NCBI's taxonomy places the organism in Eukaryota, Fungi, Ascomycota, Eurotiomycetes, Eurotiales, Aspergillaceae. The record is from RefSeq and is a predicted model, not a curated record.
AUGUCUAACACUCUUCCCGAAAUGCAGUACCGGUUCCUCGGUAGAACCGGACUAAAAGUCUCUGUUAUCUCGCUGGGUAGCUGGCUCACAUACGGCGGACACGUCGGGAAUGAAACCGCCCUUGAAUGCAUGAAGGUUGCCUACGAUGCCGGCGUCAACUUCUUCGAUACCGCCGAAGUAUACUCUGGCGGACAGUCAGAGAUCGUGCUCGGCGAGGCAAUCAAGAAAUUCGGCUGGAAGCAAAACGACCUCGUCAUUUCCACAAAGAUCUACUGGGGCAAAGCCAACAGCGCCCACCCAGACAGACCACUCAACAACACCGGGCUCUCCCGCAAGCACAUCAUCGAAGGCAUGAACUUCUCUCUACAGCGACUAGACCUGCCAUAUGUAGAUAUUGUGUAUGCACACCGCCCAGACCGCGAUACACCUAUGGAAGAAAUCGUCCGCGGCUUCAACUACCUCAUUGACAACGGCAAAGCCUUCUACUGGGGUACCUCGGAGUGGUCUGCCAGUGAGAUUUCAGAUGCCUGGCGCAUUGCUGACAAACUCGGUCUUGUCGGCCCUGUUGUUGAGCAGCCGCAGUAUAACCUCCUCGCGCGCGAGCGCGUGGAGAAGGAGUACCGCUGGCUCUAUGAAUCACAUGGGCUUGGUCUGACCGUUUUCUCACCGUUAAAGGGCGGUGUCUUGACUGGAAAGUAUAACAAUGCUGCUACCCCUCCGCCUGGGUCGCGGCUGGCAGAGUCUGAAGACGGAUAUGUGAAGGGUCUUCGGAAGACCGUUGGUGAUGAGACCUGGCAGCGUCAGCUGGAUCAGGUUGCGGCGUUGAUGCCUGUUGCUGAAGAACUUGGGGUUACGACGGCGCAGUUGGCGCUUGCGUGGAUUUUGAAGAACCCGAAUAUCUCGUCUAUGAUUACGGGCGCAUCGAGGCCGCAGCAGGUCAUUGAUAAUAUCCAAGCUUUGGCGAUUGUGGAGAAGUUGACGGAUGAGGUUGUUGAGAAGAUUGAGAUUGCUGUUGGGAACAAGCCUGCUGUUGAGACCAGGCGGUAUUAG